AUGACAGUGAUGGUACUGAAAGCAGCAGAGCCAUUUGAAUAUGAGUCACCAGAAGCCGGGGGGCGGGGGGGGGGGGGGGGGCGGUCACGACACACAAUGUUUCAUGCUACAGUGGUUACUGCAAGUCAGUUUUUCCAAGUGAAGGUUUUUAACACCAACCUUAAAGAGAAAUUCACAAAGCAGAAGGUUAUUACCAUAUCAGAUUACUUUGAAUGAAGAGGAGUCCUGGAGAUAAACAAAGCAUCGUCUGUGUCUGAAGUUGGUCUUGAUCAAAAGUCUGAAGUUCCAAACAGCAUUCUCAAAAGAGCAAAAGAAACUCCCAAGAUGGAUAGUCUUUGCAAGCAAGCAUUGGGAACAUUUAUGUAUGGGUUGUUUGUGUUAUAUCAGAAAGCAGAACAGAGGAAUCAUAUAUUAUAUGACCUAAAUGACAACACAGGAAGGAUGGAAGUAUAGGUGUUUGGAAAAGAGGACAAAAUCCAGUGCAAAGAAGGGGAUAAACUUCAACUUACAUUCUUCAACCUGUCAAAAGCUGGAGAAAAACUACAGCUGAAAUCUGGAGUUCAUAGUUUCAUUAGGAUUCUCAAAACUCAGUAUUAUGCAAACAAACAGCUGAAUUUUUAA
Messenger RNA from Kogia breviceps (pygmy sperm whale), 621 nucleotides. The record is from RefSeq and is a predicted model, not a curated record. Lineage: Eukaryota; Metazoa; Chordata; Mammalia; Artiodactyla; Physeteridae.